Messenger RNA from Linepithema humile (Argentine ant), 4917 nucleotides. It is a transcript of the gene aop, whose product is annotated as anterior open. The record is from RefSeq and is a predicted model, not a curated record. Gene Ontology annotation, cellular component: nucleus. Gene Ontology annotation, biological process: cell differentiation; regulation of transcription by RNA polymerase II. Gene Ontology annotation, molecular function: sequence-specific DNA binding; DNA-binding transcription factor activity, RNA polymerase II-specific. Lineage: Eukaryota; Metazoa; Arthropoda; Insecta; Hymenoptera; Formicidae.
GUUGUUCGCGGACGUCGAAACGCGAUGGUACUAAGUUGCUAGUUGCUGCGCGUUGCCGUUCGACGAGCUUCAAUCGACGAGAGCGAUCUUUCUCUCUCUCUCUCGUCCCGGCGAAGCAGAUUCACAUGAAGGUUGUUGUAAAUCAUACGCGCUUUGAGUUUCGCAUCUCGUCUCUGCAUCGUCUUCCUCGUUGUCUUUAUCGCCGGUCUUUCGGAGCGAGAAGGAAGCAGUACGAGUGACAAACAGGAGCUAAAGACCAAGUGACACAAGUGCUCGGUGAGUGCUAAUAACCGAGGAUUCUCGCGUUUCUUCUGUGAUACGCGUACGAAGCGCUAAGUCACCGCGGCCGAUAAUCGCGACAUAACCCUUCUCACGUGUUCGCGACAAGAAGUUCGCCGGACAGCAUUUCCGUCUCUCUCGCACGCGGAUGUCACUCGCCGCGACCUGAUUACGCGCGCGUGCCGCUCCGUGCGUGUGUGCACCACGAGGAGCGACGACAAUUCGCUGUCCGAUGAACGGUGGAACAGUUUGUGUCUGGUUGGACGACGACGGCCAGUGAUAUUACAACAGCUCAGUUCCCGGCGAAGGAUUUUAUCGACAAGACGCUGCAACCGACAGCGAAGCCAAGCAAAGGCAGUGAUCGAGAAGUCGCCGGUAAGCCUGAAGACGUGUUAUGAAAUUGGUGCCAGCGAUUCAGCUACCGCAGCUACCGCCGGUUUCCGCCGCGGGCGGAAUGACCGGAAUGGAUUCCCGGCUGCCACCGAGUAUCUCGUUGCCUUUCAGUCCCACGGACUUGUUUUGGCGAGCCCAGUAUGGGCAUACGAUGGGCUUUCCACCUUCGACGCACCCGCCACCCAGUCCUCUCUUGGACUUCAAAACUCAUCUACCAGCGAGUUUAGCGUCCGACCCUAGAAUGUGGUCGCGCGAGGACGUGGGCGCGUUCCUGCGGUGGGCCGAGCGGGAGUUUGACCUACCGCCAAUCGAGAUGGAAGCGUUCCAGAUGAACGGCAAGGCUCUGUGCCUGCUAACGAAGGCCGAUUUAGGCGAUAGGUGUCCUGGUGCCGGUGACCUAUUGCACAACAUACUGGCCAUGCUGGUACGAGACUUCAAUCAGUUGCAGAGGUGUCUGCCGAGCAGUCCGGUUACGCCAACCAGGCCGUCCGCGUAUCCGUUGAGCCCGCACUCCCAUCCGCCCACACCGACGUGGACGGAGACGCCGUACGCUCAGAAUCUCGCCUCCUUGAUGUCGGCGAAUUCGGUGACGCUGUCGCCGGCGCCGUCCGUCGACAGCCAAUCGGGCUCGCCCAGCCACGCGACUGACGCGAAUCAGACACAGGUUUAUAAGAGCGACUCGGAUGAAGAUAACAAUCAUCAAGUGCCGGGAGGUAAUACCAGUCCACCGGCCACGCCGACCGCCGUCGCGGCGCAGAGGCUCAGCGAGGUGAGCGUCAAGGAUCAGCCCAGCCCAACGAUACCGUUGAUGCCAUUGGCUGGCUUCCGGACGACCGCCAGUGCAGCCAGAGAGUUCUUUCCCAGCGAUUCGCCGGAGCCCAACACCAACGGAAGACUGCUCUGGGACUUCCUCCAGCAAUUGCUGAACGAUCCCAGUCAACGGUACACGCAUUAUAUCGCGUGGAAGUGUCGGGAAACCGGCGUGUUCAAGAUCGUCGAUCCGGCUGGCCUGGCGCGGCUCUGGGGCAUUCAGAAGAAUCACCUGUCUAUGAAUUACGAUAAGAUGAGCAGAGCUUUGCGUUACUAUUACCGUGUUAACAUACUUAGAAAAGUCCAAGGCGAACGACAUUGCUAUCAUUUUAUUAUUGAUUGCAGAUUUCUACGUAACUCGAUUGAAUUGAAGAAUCUCAAGAAUAUAUCGUCGUUGCGCCAUCAGAUGCGGAUAAAGUCGGAACCAGAGGAGGAAGGGCCGCUUUCCGGAGGUCUUGAAACGGAUCCGGAAGCGGACAUGCCGACAGACCUCUCGAUGUCCAGUAUGAACCAGCCAUCGAGUGAACCGCAGCAGCCCCUGCCGCUGCACGACCCACCUGCGAAGUACAGAAGUCACGCGUACAACCUCGUUAAGACCAAUCAGGAGCCGGAAGAGAGGAAGUGACGCGGGACCUAGCGAUGGCAGGAACGCAAUGAUCGCGCGUAAUCAUUAAUCGCGCUGAGUGCCGGCGGCAAAGCGACCUCGACGUAAGAGGGGGUCCAGUAUCGGCAACCGAUCGACGGAUUGCAGAAUGAGAUCGGAGAGCAUAUGAACAUUUACUCCGUUCGAUUCGUCGAUUAAUGAGAUGAUAUUCUCUACGCAAAGACAAAAAAGGUCUUUAAGAUAAAAAUAUGCGGAAUCCGAAAAGCGAAUGACGGUGAAUUCGUCAACGAAGAUCAGAAAGACGAUGAAGAGGGAGUCUAAUCGAAAUCAGUGGUUGACAAUGGAGAAUGGCAAAAUAUGAGAAUGGCUCAGAGUUUUGUCGAACGCAAUCGUUAAUUAAGAGGACGUUCGAAACAUGAUGGUUGGUUCGUAUGAAGCGCAACACAACACCGUUACGAUCUUUAGGCAUGUUACGGAGACUCUUUGAUGAGAGUAAUUGUCGGAAUAGGAAUAAGAAUAGGUAUAGAGGAAAAGAAAUGGGCAUAUUCACGUUUAUCUAAUUCGCAGAAUCACAUUGACGCUCCAAAGAUGAUCUUCGAGGGAUCAGAAAUCAUGAAAUUUUGUGCUCCCCUUUCCGUCUGUCGAGUAUUUGAAACAUACAAUUCUCUGUACUUUCGUCAUUAUGUGCAAGAGUGUGAUAAGAUGCGUGGGAAGAAAGCGCGCUUUGCCAAUAUCACUUCACAGCGCGAUCGGAUAACGAUUUGCUCCUACCCUCCAUAUGGAUUCACCAUUAAGUCGUUGUGCGCCGAUAAUGAUAGACGCUUCGAUCUGAAGCUCGAUCUUCGCGGAUAUUCCACCCCAUAUCCUCUUUCACAUCCCCGUCCUCUUCCCUUGUAACGGAGCAAACUAUCGACGCGAAUUGUCGGGCAAUUUCCUUUCCGCUUUUACAACGACGAAUUGCGUAUAAAACGCUGAUGUAUAUGAAACGGACUUAUGUACGCUUAAAAAUACUAUAUACGAAGAUUUAAUGUACAAAGAAUGCCAGAGGGAGAACUGUUACCAGGUCUUUCCUUUCUUUAGCGUCUCUCUUUCUUUCCUUUUUAUUAAUUUUAAGAACAUGUUCUGUGAUGUGACUAUGUUUUUUUUCUUUUUUGCGAAACAAGUAGCCCGUGAAUGAGAUCAAUCCCAAAGAGAGACUCGAAACUUGAUUUGAGACAUUCGUGUAAAUGCAUCACAGAAGAAUUACGUUACAGACCUUUCCGAAGUAUAAAGAGCUUGAUAAAAUCUUCCCGCGACAGUUUAAUAACAUUUUUACAUAUGUCGACUCUGAGAGAGAGAGAGAGACUAAAUGGAAAGUUUAAUUGGAUUUUCUCAAGCUCUUGCUACUCUUGUACGCUGAAACGGUUCUCCACUACUUUGACGUAUUUGUGCCAAGAACAUUUGCCGUUUAAUAAGAGAAGGAUUAAUGUAUUUAGUCGUACAUAUUUAGUCGACCGUUCCAAAAGACUCGGUAUAUCACGAUUUUGGAACCAAGUAUUGUAUCGUUCGCUCUCGGUACACGCAAUAUAUCCAAGACGCACCGAGUAUCGUGUAAUUGAUUGUACGCUGUAGGAAAUGUAUGUAAUUGAACUAAUUAUUUGGAUUUAAUGAUUUGUAAAUGGAAACGACAUAUAAGAUGAUAUUAGAAGAUUAGUAAAAGAAGUUUAUGGAAAUUCGGGACCACAUUUAGAGUAUAUAAAUUUAUCUAUAGAAAAAAUAUAUAUAUACAUAUAUUUUACUAUCAAAAUUUAUAUUCGAAAUUUCUAUGUUUGUUGCCGAUGCGAUUGUGGCUUACAUUCCACGACUCUUUAUCCGAUGAUUGUUUAGGUGGUAAACGUGAAAGUCACGCGAGAGGAAUAAAAGCAAGUAAACAAGACGUGUAUACAAUUAGGAAACAGGUUUUAAGAAGAUUACUAAUUGUAUUUUUGCACUUGAGAAUAUAAAACUGAGAAAGUAUGAGAGACUUGAAGUAUGAAUGUGAGAGAGAAAGAGAAUGAAUUUUGUCAAACGAGUAUAUGUCCGUAUUGUGAACUCAUCAGGACCAGACAGUCCGUAUAUGUAUAUCGUAAACUAUACUCAAUUCAGUCUUAUUCUAAUCGCAUGUGUACAAGAGAAAGUAGAAAAGUAAAUUAACUUUUUGACUUAACUUCGUAGAAUGAAAAUGUUUUCAUUCAUAAACGCAUCUUAAUUCUACUCAUAUUUGUAUAGUUAUGCAAAUAUGAGUAGUGGGGAAAAAAAAUGCAAAACAUGUGCACCUUGCGAAUAUUUGAUAGGUUCACAAUGUGGUCACUCGAUUGUAUGGAUAAACGACACGCUGAGGAAUAUAAUCGGCUUCUUGUAUACUGUGAUCUCUAUAUUCUGUAAUUCAAAGGAAAUAUUGCAUAGUUAAAAUUAGGUAUUAAUAUCUAGAUGAAAUGCGUGUACAUCAUGCACAUCUAGAUGAGACGUUUGCUUAGGAGAAACGCGUGAUGUUAUCAAGAUAAGAGAAAGAUAUAUAUGUACAUCUUUUUUGUUUACGGUCGUGUAAAUAAAUUUUAUGUGGACAAAUGUUCAGAGGAACGAUGAUUUAUAUAUAAAUAAAUAAAUAUAAAUAUACGAUAUAUCUAUAAUAAGCAUAUAUAAAAAUCGAUUAAAUAAUAAUGCGUCUGAGGUGAGAAAAGUUUAUAUAUCGUUUCGCGUGUAUAAAAAGGAACUGUAAAAUUUUAGAGAUUAGAACGGUUUUAUUAUAUAACUUGUUAUGAAGAGUACACGAAAUGAAUGUUGUAAAUAUAGACUUAUUUAGUUAUUAAGAA